GUUUCUAAGUGAAGACUGUACCUAGCAUUGCUUAUAUAGAAGAUAUAAUUUGGUUUUGUCAGAUAAAAAAAUUGCGGCCUGUUUUCCAGGAAAGCACAACAAUCCGACAAACAGUUGGGGCCCUCGGUGUCAAUUUAUAUGUUGUCAUGGGCUCGUUGUCAUAACACGAAAGACCGGACGUCUUGGACUUUGACUCGUCAAAAGGAGCAAAGCCGAAUAGUGGGUGACGUACUUUUGCAGCAACCUUUUCUUCUUUUUGACUCUGGGCUGACUGGACCGUGGAACCGUUGCAAAUACCAAUUAAUCUGGUGCCGAAGAUGCAGGCUGUUCAACUACUCCGCCUCCACCAGUAAUCAAAACGAGCUUUCGAACUCUCUUCUUCACAGUUACAAUCUCGGUUCAUAAGCAUAAAUAUACUCAAAGCCCCCCUGCAUAUAUGGUCCUGUGAAAGAGCUGAGUAUAAUAUGGCACAGAGAAAAGAUAACAUUGUUCUUUUCCCUUUCAUGAUGCAAGGCCAUAUCAUCCCUUUCCUGGCUUUAGCCCUCCACAUAGAACAAAGAACGAACCACUCCAUUACCUUUGUCAACACCCCUCUCAACAUCAAGAAGCUCAGGUACUCUCUCCCUCCUGAAUCCUCCAUUAACCUUGUUGAGAUCCACUUCUCCAGCUCCGACCAUGGUCUCCCACCCAAAACCGAGAACACCGACGCCCUUCCCUACCACCUCGUCAUUCGCCUCCUAGAAGCUUCUGUCUCUCUCGAACUAGCUUUCAAGAAACUCAUCCAGAAUCUCAUCGAAGAGCAACAAGGCCGUCCCCCGCUUUGCAUUAUCGUUGAUAUUUUCUUUGGAUGGGCUGCAAACGUUGCCAGAGAGCUAAACGUGUUCCAGGCAAUCUUCAGUGGCGCAAGUGGGUGCGGCUUGGCCUUUAUAUGAAAUUAAAGGAGAUUUGGGAGAGAUGAAGGAUUGAGUGGCCUGCGUUGAGGAAGGGAAAUGCCUGCGUUGAGGAAGGGAGAUGAAGCUGCUUCUCUCUCUUCCUAUUCUCUUCGAGUCUUCGUUUAACUUUACCCUCCUCUUUCUUCUAUCUUUCUUUCUUUGCUUUAUUUUUUUUAUUUAUUCAAAUACUAUCCUGACAAAAUAGUCCAGCUAGACAAUUGGUAUGC
Messenger RNA from Juglans regia (Persian walnut), 1159 nucleotides. RefSeq names its product UDP-glycosyltransferase 92A1-like. The record is from RefSeq and is a predicted model, not a curated record. Bases 465 to 932 code for a protein of 155 amino acids. The transcript has a single exon. NCBI's taxonomy places the organism in Eukaryota, Viridiplantae, Streptophyta, Magnoliopsida, Fagales, Juglandaceae.